CUUUCAUUGCUCGUCUUCAGCCACUUCUUUCAUCACCAGAUAAGACUGGCUUUCAUCAACUCACUCCGCUCCCGGUUCGUAACAGUGACCUCAAUUCGAAGUUAUCACGUGUAUCAUCGAGCCGCCACCAUGGGCGAAAGCGCUCUCUCCCCGCGCUCCAACUUCCCUGUGAAACCCAUCGCCAACCCUCAAGCUAUUGUUGGCGGUGGCUCCCACAAAUACCGCUUCACAGUCCUCACCGAUGGUCUCCUCCGCUACGAAUGGGCCCCAGACACCCAAUUCGAAGACCGCGCUAGCGUCUUUGCCAUCAAUCGAGAUCUCCCCGUCCCAGAAUUCCGCAUCAUCAACAAAAACGGAAUUCUAGAAAUCAUCACGCAGAAAUUCCAUCUCACGUAUGAAGAGGGGCACGAGUUCAGCGCCUCGAGUCUCAGUGCCGGCGUCAACGGCAAUUUCUCGUGUCAUAGCUCGGUGUGGCAUUAUGGAGAGGUAUGUGGGAAUAUGGGUGGGACGGCUAGGACGUUGGAUGAGGUUGAUGGACGGUGUGCGCUUGGUCCGGGAGUCGUGAGUAGGAAUGGGUAUACGACGAUUGAUGACUCGGUUAGUAUGUUGUUUGACGGCUAUGGGUUUGUUGCUACCCGUCGUCCUGGUGCUGGAAGGGUUGAUGGGUAUCUGUUCGCUUAUGGACAUGAUUAUGCUGGGGCUGUAAAGGCUUUGUAUGCGUUGUCUGAAAAUCAGCCACUGUUGCCUAGGUGGGCGUUGGGGAACUGGUGGUCACGGUACUAUGCGUAUAGUGAUAAGGAGUAUCUUACCCUGAUGGACAAGUUUGAAGAGGAGAAGAUCCCGUUCAGUGUUGCGGUCAUUGAUAUGGAUUGGCAUAUUACCGAUGAUCCGAAAGUGCAAGCUAGUGGGAAGACAGGUUGGACGGGGUAUACGUGGAACAAGAAACUCUUCCCGGAUCCAAAGAAGUUCUUAUCGGCGUUGCACGAGAAAAAAUUGAGGGUCACAGUCAACGAUCACCCAGCCGAUGGUGUACAGAACUACGAAGACUUAUAUCCAGCAAUGGCAAAAGCACUGUCUCAUUCCACGGAAAACAAUGACCCAAUUCACUUCGACAUCACAGACCGGAAUUUCCUGAAUGCUUUCUUUGAUGUUCUGCAUCGACCGAUCGAAGAUCAAGGAGUGGAUUUCUGGUGGGUUGACUGGCAGCAAGGUUCUCACUCACGGAUCCCAGGCAUUGAUCCACUUUGGGUACUCAACCAUUUCCACUUCCUGGACAAUGCACUGCAUCAUGAACGUCCCUUGACAUUCAGUCGCUACGCCGGACCAGGUUCUCAUCGCUAUCCUGUUGGAUUUUCAGGAGACACGAUUGUCACGUGGGAUUCCCUUGCUUUCCAACCAGAAUUUACUGCAACAGCAAGUAAUAUCGGUUAUGGAUGGUGGAGUCAUGAUAUUGGUGGACAUAUGGGAGGAGUUAAAGAUGAUGAGAUGGCGACAAGAUGGUUGCAAUUUGGGUGUUUCAGCCCGAUUUUACGUCUUCAUUCUUCGGUCAGCCAAUGGACGAGAAAGGAACCAUGGACUUAUGGAGUUGAGGCCGAGAAAGUCAUGACAGAGUUCUUGAGAUUCAGACAUAGGCUUAUACCCUAUCUGUAUACGAUGAACGUCAAGGCUGCUACCGAAGGGAUACCGUUGGUCAGGCCGAUGUAUUGGGAGUACCCGGAAGAAGACGAGGCUUACAAGGUGCCAAAUCAGUAUCUGUUCGGCACUAAACUCAUUGUUAUUCCGAUCACUGCUCCACAAGACCCGAAACUCAGGAUGGCAAGAACCAAGGGUUGGCUACCACCCGGUCGAUACGUCGAUAUCUUCUCAGGAGCUGUCUACGAGGGUGAUCGAUUUCUGUCCCUCUCUCGAAAACUGGACCAAUACCCCGUCCUCGCAAAAUCAGGCUCCAUCAUCCCCCUAGACGCAUCCACCGAGCCAGGAAACGGAGGCGAGAAUCCGGACAGCAUUGAAAUUCUCGUGGUUAUUGGCGCAGACGGUGAAUUUGAACUCAUUGAAGACGACGGAACUGGCAGUUCGGCCAAAGACUGUACAUUCAAACGAACGUCCAUCAAAUAUACGCAAGCGGAUGGGACGUUGAGCAUCCUUUCCAGCGUCGGACAUUCGGAGGACCGCGUGUGGACUGUACGAUUCCUAGCAUUCCGCGAUCUGAAUAUCCGGGGCAAACAGGAACAUUUCAAAAGAGUGAAUCUAGGGAAAGUGCCAGCGGAUGUUGGAGCGAAGAUCACAUUAGGUCCGAAUCCUGAGCUCAUUCAAAAUGACGUGGAGGCUUUCAUUCGACCUAUUUUGGUGGAUGCGCAGAUUCGGUUUGAUCUGAAAGAGGAUAUUUGGAAGGUUGUUGCUGGCAAGGCACCGGUUACGCAGAAGGUUUCGAGUCUUUUGGCGCUGGAGAUGUCGGGUGAUUUGAGGGAUGCUGUGUUGGAGUAUGUGCUUGCCUAGAGGGUGGGAAUCAAGGUUACUGGGUUAAAAGUAUGAUAGAUAUCAAUCCGGGUUAUGAGGUAACAUCAUUCCGGACUUUGUGGAGUAAUAGUCUCUGUGACAGUCCUAAAUAUGAACUAAGAAUUGAAAGAUG
This is a messenger RNA of Mollisia scopiformis, 2629 nucleotides long. Its product is annotated as putative alpha-xylosidase. NCBI's taxonomy places the organism in Eukaryota, Fungi, Ascomycota, Leotiomycetes, Helotiales, Mollisiaceae. The coding region runs from base 130 to 2496 and encodes 788 amino acids. The transcript has a single exon. Gene Ontology annotation, molecular function: alpha-glucosidase activity. Gene Ontology annotation, biological process: N-glycan processing; carbohydrate metabolic process. The record is from RefSeq and is a predicted model, not a curated record.